Dictyostelium discoideum AX4 is the source of this 318-nucleotide messenger RNA. RefSeq lists its product as hypothetical. NCBI's taxonomy places the organism in Eukaryota, Evosea, Eumycetozoa, Dictyosteliales, Dictyosteliaceae. The coding region runs from base 1 to 318 and encodes 105 amino acids. The transcript is spliced from 2 exons. The record is from RefSeq and is a predicted model, not a curated record.
AUGACAUUUGUUAAAGGUGUUUGUUUCGAUCCAGCUCAAGCAAAGAAAUCAGUUUUAGAUGUUAAAGAAACUCUUUUAAAUUUAGAAACCCAAGUAAAGAAAACUUCAUUAUCAAAAGAUGAAGCUGUAGAUGCUUAUAAAAUUUAUGAAACUUUACCACUCACUUUCCAAAUCAAUUGGUCUAUUGCAGGUGAAGAUGCUAAUGAAAACCAAAAAGUUGCAGAUUUCUGUAGAGACAAAUUAAAUGAAUUAAAUCAUGUCCAUAAUUUUACAUCAUCUAAAAUUCCAAGAGCUUUCAAUGCUGAUAAUAGUUAUUAA